Molecule: messenger RNA, 930 nt
Organism: Trichoderma aggressivum f. europaeum
Lineage: Eukaryota; Fungi; Ascomycota; Sordariomycetes; Hypocreales; Hypocreaceae
Exons: 1
Coding region: 1-930 (309 amino acids)
Source: RefSeq, a predicted model, not a curated record
AUGGCAACGCUCACCGCCCGCAUCAGCCUCAAGGGCGACGAGCCCGACGGCCCGGAAGACUACCUCUCCACAUCCCUCGGCGUCAUCUUCCCCGACGACAUCGUCAACCAGCACGGCGACGCGGAGCACUCCCUGCUCUACGCCUCGCCGAAGCUCCCCAAGACGCUCCAAAUAGAACUCGCCGAACCAGAGCGCGAGACCGACCGCCGUCUGUUCAGCCAUUACCUGUGGAACGCGUCGUUGCUGCUGGCUGAGUUUAUCGAGAGGGACUCGUUGGAGACGGAUGAGGAGGAGGAGAGGCAGGACAGGGGGCUCGGGGGUGAUGUUAGCUUCGACACGAGAGGCCUGCACACGCUCGAGCUCGGGGCCGGCACCGCGCUGCCCAGCAUCAUGGCCGGCCUUCUCGGCGCCGCGAGCGUCGUCGUGACGGACUAUCCCGCCCCGACGAUCAUGAAGACGCUCCGCGAAAACGUCGCCCGCAACACCAAGCCGGAACUCGCUCCCACGGGCAAAUCUUCUCUCGUCACAGCCUCCAUCCUCGUCGAGGGCCACGAAUGGGGCGUCUUCGACGACGACGCCUCGUCAGCGUUCCCUUCUUCGCAUGCCCACCUCGCGGACCGGCUCUUCGUCGCAGACUGUCUCUGGAUGCCCUGGCAGCACGAGAACCUCCGCCGGUCCAUCGGGUACUUCCUCAAGAAGACGGUGGAGGCGCGGGCGUGGGUCGUCGCGGGCUUUCACACGGGGAGGGCCAAGAUGGCGCCCUUCUUCGAUGCGGGGGCGCUGCGAGAGGAGGGCGGCGUGGAGGUGGAGAGGAUGUGGGAGAGGGAUUGUGAUGGCGUGGAGAGGGAGUGGGACGGGGAGCGUGAGGACGACAUUACGGAGAGGAAGAGAUGGCUUGUGGUUUGCGUGCUGAAGAGGGUGGAUAUGUGA